AUGAUCACAGACGUGCAGCUCGCCAUCUUCGCCAACAUGCUGGGCGUGUCGCUCUUCCUGCUGGUCGUUCUCUAUCACUACGUGGCCGUCAACAAUCCCAAGAAGCAGGAAUGAAAGUGGCGCUUUCUCCGCCCCAGGGUUCCAGGACAUAGUCUGAGGCAAGAUGGAGGGUAUGAGGGGCCUUCACACUUCACUUCACCCCUCUACCCAUCACAACAUACAAAGCAACUACACCUGGAUUUUUUCAAACAACUUUUAUUUCCUCAAAGUCUUCCUUAACCCUAUGGAACAAGAAGCUGCCACUGUGUAGGGCCCAGAAUAGGGGUUUCUUUUCUACUCCCUCCCCCCAAUAUAAAAAUAUAGAUAUA
Messenger RNA from Lutra lutra (Eurasian river otter), 368 nucleotides. RefSeq names its product oligosaccharyltransferase complex subunit 4, non-catalytic (gene OST4). The coding region runs from base 1 to 114 and encodes 37 amino acids. Gene Ontology annotation, cellular component: oligosaccharyltransferase complex. The record is from RefSeq and is a predicted model, not a curated record. The transcript has 2 exons. NCBI's taxonomy places the organism in Eukaryota, Metazoa, Chordata, Mammalia, Carnivora, Mustelidae.